Rosa rugosa (rugosa rose) is the source of this 1497-nucleotide messenger RNA. Its product is annotated as polynucleotide 3'-phosphatase ZDP-like. Lineage: Eukaryota; Viridiplantae; Streptophyta; Magnoliopsida; Rosales; Rosaceae. The transcript has 12 exons. The record is from RefSeq and is a predicted model, not a curated record. Gene Ontology annotation, biological process: DNA repair. The coding region runs from base 94 to 1245 and encodes 383 amino acids. Gene Ontology annotation, molecular function: zinc ion binding; ATP-dependent polydeoxyribonucleotide 5'-hydroxyl-kinase activity; double-stranded DNA binding.
UUUAAGAGCAAAAGGAGUUGAGGGCUAGUAGCCUCAUCUGAAAAUGGCGGGAAGUCCUUAAACCCCUAAAACCCUACGCCUCUUUCCUCUCAAAUGCUACCCAUCGCAAUUGUCUGUAAAUCGAUCAUCUCUUGCCUAAUCAUCCCCGCCUUCCCAAAACCCCUAAUUCCGAGUCAUUCUCCGAAACGUUUCUUCCAAACCCCGAAACGUUUCGCCUGUAUUCGCUCCCAAAAACCCCCAAUGUCUUCUUCUUCUUCGACCCAUGUCACCGCCGAGUACGCCAAGUCCAACAGGUCCUCUUGCAAGAAGUGCUCGAAAAAGAUCGAGGCCAAAGCUCUGAGGCUGGGCUUGGUCACCAGAGACGCGCGUGGUUUUGACGCGAUCAAGUGGCACCACCUGGGUUGCUUCAGUUUUGGGUCCGAGUUGGUUGCUUCGGUUGACAAGAUUAAAGGGUUCCAGUCUCUAAAGAGCAGUGAUCAGGAAGCUUUGAAGAAUUUGGUGGAUGAAUUUGAGAAAUCCAAAGAGGAGGAUUCAAAUGGAAAGAAAGGUUCUCAAAAACAAAAGGUUUGUGAAGUGGAUGAAGGUGAAAAUGAAGUAGGGGAAAGGGAGUUGAAGAAAGCGAAGGUAUCUAACCUGGAAAUAUCCUUUUCAGUGUCUGAUGUGAAGGACAAGUACAAGGAAGCAACUCUUCCACCUAAAUGGAAGGCAUUUCAGACUAUCAUAUUUCUUGAAAGGGAUGAUGGUCUGCAUGAUUCAAGUAAAAUUGCUGCUUUUGAUUUUGAUGGAUGUCUUGCAAAUACUGAUGUUAGGAGAGUCGGUGCUGAUGCUUGGUCCCUAAUGUAUCCUUCAAUACCUGAUAAACUACGGAGCUUGUAUGAGGAUGGCUACAAGCUGGUAAUCUUCACGAAUGAAGCCAACAUUGAGCGCUGGAAGAAUAAGAGACAAGUAGCUGUGGACUCAAAAAUUGGACGUCUCAACGAUUUUAUUAAGGAAGUGAAGGUCCCAAUUCAGGUUUUCAUAGCUUGUGGGACGAGUCAAGGAGAAGACCCCUUUCGCAAACCCAAACCGGGGUUGUGGCAUAUGUUGGAACAACACUUCAACUCUGGCAUUUCCAUUGAUAUGAAUCAAUCUUUUUAUGUUGGUGAUGCUGCUGGAAGAAGCAAUGAUCACAGUGAUGCUGAUCUUAAGUUUGCAGAGGCCAAUGGUUUAAAGUUUUAUGUCCCAGAGGAUUUCUUUGAAGCUUGAGGAACUUUACGGUCAUCUAAUCCUACUAGGAAAUUCAGUGUCACGUUGGUAUUCAACAUAGUUCUUUUCUAGCAGGUGAUUUUGAUAUAGAAAUCAUGUUGACGCUCAGCCCCCUUUGUAAAGGAAAUUGUGUAUUGGCUAUUAAGCCAUCAACCAGCACAGAAGCACACGGUGACUUCAGUCCUAGUGCAUUGUAGUUAUCAAGUAGUUGAACUUUUUCGGAUCUCCUAAGAUUAAUGUCGUUACCUCGUA